UCUCUCUCUCCUCUCAUUUUGUGUGAUAAGUCAGUAUUCUCCACAAACACAAACACAAACCCAAUAAUAAAGCAAUCUCUCUGAUUCAAUGGCGGAUACUUCUUCAUCCAACCGCCGACGUCAAUCAAGCCGUCUACAACGUCGAGCCCCAGCCUCCAUACAAGUUCUCCGCCCCACUGAUUGGAACGUUGCGAUUCCACUUUUGUCCCCUCUCGCAUCAUCCCCACCGUCGAUUAAUCGAACCGUUGAGAUUGACUCUUCCGCUUCCCAAACGACGUCGUCUAGGGCUGAACAAACUAAACCCAUCGUUUUCAAGAAGUGGCAGCAUCCUGCCGUCCCCUUUUGCUAUGAUUCCGCUCCUUCUUCUCUUGCUCCUUUUGGUUCUUGUAGAUUUUGAUGUUUUUUUUUUUUUAUUUUUGAAUUAGAGAAAAUAGGGUUUGCUUAGUUUGUCAUAGAUUAUUGUAUAGAUUUGAAUUUUUUUGGAAUCAAUAAAACUAAAGUGGUAGUAGUACGAUUCGGUGUU
Messenger RNA from Chenopodium quinoa (quinoa), 523 nucleotides. RefSeq lists its product as uncharacterized. Lineage: Eukaryota; Viridiplantae; Streptophyta; Magnoliopsida; Caryophyllales; Amaranthaceae. Bases 89 to 397 code for a protein of 102 amino acids. Gene Ontology annotation, cellular component: nucleus; cytoplasm. The transcript has a single exon. The record is from RefSeq and is a predicted model, not a curated record.